Molecule: messenger RNA, 1564 nt
Organism: Momordica charantia (bitter melon)
Lineage: Eukaryota; Viridiplantae; Streptophyta; Magnoliopsida; Cucurbitales; Cucurbitaceae
Product: RNA-binding (RRM/RBD/RNP motifs) family protein
Molecular function (GO): nucleic acid binding
Source: RefSeq, a predicted model, not a curated record
GCUCAGCUGCAGAAUGAUGGUUGAUUCUGCGUCCCUCCAUCUUCAGAGCCGCUUCUGGCUCUCACACUCAAAACCCAAAUCCCUUCUUCUCCCAAAAUCGUACACUGCUUUCUACAAACUCCACUCACCAUCCAAUCCCAAUUCAACAAAAUUCCUCUCACCCCACUUCUGUUUAUCGCUUGUUCAUGCCCCUCCGCGAAUCGGGUUCCAUGUUUUUGCACAGAAGAAGCCAGGGAGAGGCGUCGCUCAACCCACUGACUCCGACAUUGAGUUUGAUGAAUUCUUCGAUGAGGAGGAGGAGGUGCUCCUGCCGUUGAAGAAGAUGAAGGAGUGGCUUGCGGGACGGCCUCGUGGGUUCGGAGAAGGGAAGGAGUACGAUACCUCCAUUGAAGACAAAUUGCUGCAAGAAUUGGAGCAGAGUAGGGCAGCUCAGGCUGCUAAUAUCAAUAAGCUCAAGAACCAGUCUUCCGAGUCCAAUUCUAGUAAGAGUGUUGCAGAGGUAAAAGCUUCAGAUAUUGGUAGUACUGGAUUUGGUGUCCGCAUUGUCAACCUUCCUAAAAAGAAGAACAUCCACAGAGAUCUGGUGGUGGCUUUUAAAGAGUUUCCUGGAAUAAUCAAUAUAGUUCCUGCAGUCGUUGGAAACAAGAAGACUAGGGAUCCAAUCUGCAAGGGUUUUGCAUUUGUUGAUUGCAAGUCCGAAGGAGACGCCAUAAGGUUUUUGCAAACAUUUUCUGGACAAUAUCUGACGUUUGGAAGAGUACAGAAGCAAAUAAAAUGUGAGAUGAUCAAUCGACGGACUUCCACUUCUGCUUGUGAAAGCUCAGUGGGCAGUACCAAGCAUGCUCUACCAAUUAUUCCUGAAUAUGAAGCAGAGCAGGAUGCUGACUUGGACAAGGAUUUAUCUGAUGAAGUUAUAAGAACAAGGGUGGAGGAUAUGGAAGAAAAUCUGGUAUCUGUCAGUGAAUUACAUUCGGAUGAUGAGGAUAAUGAGGAUGCAGAAUCAAGAACAGAGUCCAAAAUUCGGUCACCAUCCCGAAAGGAACUAGAGAGAAUCCAUGAACCAGAAGAAAUUCUUCCUAAUGGAAGAGAGGAAAUUCAUAGGGAAAUUCCACCUAUUAAAGGGAAAAUAAAGGUUUCAAAGAAAAAGCAACCCAAGGAAAAAGGAGAGAAGAAAUCAUUGACAGAAAUUCCAGGAUCUGCAAAAAGGUUAAGAGUAAAGGAGAAGGCCGUGUUAACUGACGUGUACUCAAGAUAUGGAAAUAAAUCAGCAGCUUUGGUUUCAAAAGAAGGGAACUAACUGGCUGGAGUGAAUUAAGAAUGUAAGACCUUAACCAGAAACUGAUAGGAGAUGUGAUUGCAAUUGCAUAAACAUGAUUUUCUGGGUGAUUAUUCCAAUCAAAUUUGUUCAGUCAGAGCUCCCUAUGGGCUUCUUUUAUGGAGUAGGGUGCUAAUAUUUUGGUCAAGUUCCAACUUCUAGCUCAUCCCCUUGCCAAAUUCAUGGUUCAUUGACUGUAAUAGUAUCUAAUGUAGGGCCUAAUUCAUUUGUUCAAUUUGGUUUUUCUCA